Messenger RNA from Scheffersomyces amazonensis, 1271 nucleotides. It is a transcript of the gene GCV1, whose product is annotated as glycine decarboxylase subunit T. Gene Ontology annotation, molecular function: protein binding; aminomethyltransferase activity. The record is from RefSeq and is a predicted model, not a curated record. Bases 84 to 1265 code for a protein of 393 amino acids. Gene Ontology annotation, biological process: glycine catabolic process. Gene Ontology annotation, cellular component: mitochondrion. The transcript has a single exon. Lineage: Eukaryota; Fungi; Ascomycota; Pichiomycetes; Serinales; Debaryomycetaceae.
CUUAAUUUUCCAAAUUUUUCAAUUGUAGUGGUUAUAAUUUCUCUAUUCUUCUUCUACUAUUACCAUAAGCUUGUUCCUUAAUCAUGUUUAGAAAUACUAUUUCCAAGAGAUACUACUCUUCAGCUGAAAAAUUACUUAAAACUCCAUUAACUGAAGCUCAUAUUGAGUUAGGUGGUAAAAUGGUUCCAUAUGCUGGAUUUGAAAUGCCAGUUUUAUAUAAAGAUCAAUCUCAUAUAGAUAGUCAUAAUUGGGUUAGAUCUAAAGUUGGUUUAUUUGAUGUUAGUCAUAUGUUACAACAUACUAUAGUUGGUAAAGAUUCGGCUAACUUAUUACAAAAGAUAACUCCAAUUGAUUUAUCUACCUUGCAACCAUUCCAAUUCUCUUUAUCUGUAUUAUUAAAUGAACAAGGUGGUGUUAUUGAUGAUUGUAUAAUCACUAAACAUGAUGAUCAACAUUAUUAUGUUGUAACCAAUGCUGGUUGUAGAGAAAAGGAUAUUAAAUUCAUUAAAGAAGAAGCAAGUCAAUUUAGUGAUAUUUUACAUCAAACUUUUGAAAGUACUUUAUUAGCUAUUCAAGGUCCAAAAUCACAAGAAAUUUUACAAAAAUUCACCAAUGAAGAUUUAUCUAAGAUUUAUUUUGGUAAUGCUAGAUUUGUUCAAUUAAAUAAUGGUCAAUUAAUUCAUUUAGCCAGAUCUGGUUAUACUGGUGAAGAUGGAUUUGAAUUAUCUAUUCCAUCAUCAACUCCAGAAGAUAUUAAAAAAUCUGUUGAUUUCUUUAAGACUUUAAUUCAUGAAUAUCCCGAUGUUGUUAAACCAAUUGGUUUAGCUGCUAGAGAUUCAUUAAGAUUAGAAGCAGGUAUGUGUUUAUAUGGUCAUGAAUUAAAUGAAGAAAUUACUCCUAUUGAAGCUUCAUUAGCUUGGUUAAUUCCAAAAUCUAGAAGAGAAAUUGGUGGAUUCAAUGGUUCAUCUAAGAUUUUAGGACAAUUAAAGGAUAAAUCUAGUGUAACAACUAGAAGAAUUGGUGUUACAUCUAAGGGUCCAUCACCAAGAGAUAAUAAUAAAAUCUUUAAUGAAGAUGGUACAAUUGAAAUUGGAUAUAUUACUUCAGGAUCUCCAUCUCCAACUUUAGGUGGAAAUGUUGCUCAAGCAUUUAUUGAUAAGAAAUAUAAAAUUGGAUCUAAUAUUAAGAUUGAAAUUCGUGGUAAAAAGAGAGAUGGUGUUAUUGCUAAAUUACCUUUUGUUCCAAGUAACCUUUACAAGCCAUAAAAUUAU